UUGGACAAAAAUGGUGAUUGUACGGGAAUCGCGGAAUAUAUCCCAGGUCUUACCGAUAUCGUGCACACCGUAUGGUACGGUACGGUUUUUCGCUUCUAUAUCAGGAACAUUAUGACAGUCUUUCUGCCAUUCUUCCUCCUUGCCUAUUUGAACUAUCGUAUCGUACGAACCCUGCGGAAUCAACAGCGAUCAGCGCAGAUGUUUCGACUGUCAAGCGAUCACAAGAGCAAAAUUCGGUCGGCCACCCGACUGCUUGUGCUCAUCGUCUGCUCGUAUCUUCUCGCCAAUGUUCUUAACGUUCUCAUCACACUGUGGGAAUAUGUGGCCUUUCAAUCUACCCAAACUCAGGAGGCCUAUGUGAUUUACGAAGCUUGCACUGAUGUAAUUUCCGUACUGUACGUGCUGGUCUGUGCAACGCGAUUAUUUGUUUAUAUUUCUUGUAACAAA
Ostertagia ostertagi is the source of this 447-nucleotide messenger RNA. Lineage: Eukaryota; Metazoa; Nematoda; Chromadorea; Rhabditida; Trichostrongylidae. The record is from the annotation of a GenBank genome assembly.